This is a messenger RNA of Mesoplodon densirostris (Blainville's beaked whale), 2202 nucleotides long. RefSeq names its product ADAM metallopeptidase domain 7 (gene ADAM7). Lineage: Eukaryota; Metazoa; Chordata; Mammalia; Artiodactyla; Ziphiidae. Gene Ontology annotation, cellular component: plasma membrane. The record is from RefSeq and is a predicted model, not a curated record. Gene Ontology annotation, biological process: proteolysis. Gene Ontology annotation, molecular function: metalloendopeptidase activity.
AUGUUUCCCGGGAGUUUAUUCUUCACGAUUUUACUCAUUUCUCAGAUUAAAGCUUUAAAAAUAAGUGAAUCUCACUACCUCUCUGCCCGCUUUUCCAGGCAGUUCAUAGCCUCAGAUUACAGUGAGACAUACUACUCCACAAAAGGAGAGCAGAUAGUCACCAAGCAUCCUCAGAUCACGGAUCACUGUUUUUACCAAGGAUCCAUCAUACAUGAAUUUGAUUCUGCUGCCAGUAUCAGCACAUGUAAUGGUCUGAGGGGGUUCUUCAGGGUGAGUGACCAAAGGUACCUCAUUGAACCAGUGAAAUAUUCAGAUGAAGGAGAACAUCUGGUGUUCAAAUAUAAACCUCAGGUGCAGCAACCUGCCAAUUAUUCUUGUACAGAGUUCAAUUUUACCAGGACAGCUGUUCCAAAUGACAAUACUAAAUCCAUGGAAGACUCCAAAAUGGAAGGUAUGGAAAAAGAAAAGUAUAUUGAACUGUUCAUUGUUGCUGAUGAUAACAUGUAUCACAGGAAUAAUCACCCUAACAAACUGAGGAAUCAAGUUUGGGGAAUGGCCAAUUUUGUCAACAUGAUUUAUAAAACCUUGGACAUUCAAGUGACAUUAGUUGGCCUUGAAAUAUGGACAAAUGGAGACAAAAUAGGUAUAGAUUCUAAAACAGAAACUACCUUAUUACGUUUUUCGGCUUGGCAAGAAAUAAUCCUUAAAAAAUGGAAGAAUUUUGAUCAUGUUACGUUACUCAGUGGAAAGUGGCUCUAUGCACAUGCACAAGGAACUUCCUAUCCAGGGGGUAUAUGCCUGCCCUAUUAUUCCUCCAGUGUCAUUAAGAUGGGCUGUGAUCUUUUACCUGACCUAAAUGCAAUUGCAAGCAAAAUGGCACAUCAGUUGGGGCAUAACCUUGGGAUGCGGCAUGAUGAUUACCCAUGUACCUGUACUUUGGGAAAAUGCGUGAUGGAUAGUGAUGGAAGCAUUCCUGCACUAAAAUUCAGUAAAUGCAGCAAAACCCAGCACCAGCAAUAUCUCAAGGAUUAUAAGCCGAUGUGCAUGUUCAAUAUUCCAUUUUCUUAUAAGUUAAGUGAUUAUCCAUAUGGUGGAAACAAGAGGUUGGAUGAUGGAGAAGAGUGUGAUUGUGGCCCUGUUCAGGAGCGCACUAAUCCUUGUUGUGAUGCACACAAAUGUAUGUUGAAGCCAGGAUUUCGUUGUGCAGAAGGAGAAUGCUGUGAAUCUUGUCAGUUGAAAAAAGCAGCGUCUAUAUGCAGACCAGCAAAAGAUGAGUGUGAUUUUCCUGAGAUGUGUACUGGCCACUCUUCCGGGUGUCCUAAGGACCAAUUCCAAAUAAAUGGAUUUCCUUGCAAGAAUGCAAAAGGCUACUGCUUCAUGGGGAAUUGUCCCACCCAGGAUGAUCAGUGCUCUGAAUUGUUUGAUAAAGAGGCAAAAGACAGUUCUGAUAUCUGCUACAAGAUGAAUAAAAUUGGAAAUAAAUUUGGAUACUGCAAAAACAAGAAACACGUAUUAUUUCCUUGUGAAGAAAAAGAUAUCAAAUGUGGAAAGAUAUGCUGCACAGGUGGGCAGCAUUCUUCUGUCCUUGGAGAAGAAAAGAUCUAUCACCUUAAGAAGCCUCUGAGGCAAAAUGCCACUGAAUGCAAAACUUUUUUUUUAUACCACGAUUCUAAGGAUUUUGGCCUGGUUGCUCCUGGAACAAAAUGUGGAGAUGGACUGGCGUGCAGCAAGGGUGAAUGUGUGACUACUGCACAGGCCUACAAUUCAACCGACUGCUCCUCUCAGCGCAAUGAAAAUUCUGUGGAUGACGGUGAACUUGAGUGCCAGUGUGAGGCAGUACAGGCAUCUGCGGAAUGGGAGGAAACCUUAAAUGUCACCAAUAUCUCCACCCUGGUGGUUGUGCUCAUCCUGGUUAUUACUGGUGCUGUGGUUGUCAUAGUAUUAAUUCGUUACAAAAAAUGUAUUAAGUUGAAGCAAGUUCAAAGCCCACCGAGAGAAACCCUAGGAGUGGAGAAUAAAGGAUACUUUGGUGAUGAGCAGCAGACAAGGACUGAGUCCAUCUUACCUGAUAGUCACCCCCUACAUGUCACACAGAACACUUCUUAUUCAGAACUGGACGCCAAAAUCACCAAGAUUCUCAACUACAUCUCUGUAAAUUCGGCAAUUCUCAUUACGCAUCGUUCAAUGGCUAGACGGGUGUGA